CUUAUACCCACUCUGACCAUGUUCAUCGCCACUUGUUCAUAAUAUCUACCAUGGUCACCAUAACGCCCUAUGAGCCCGGCGCGCCGACCGACGCGCUGCACGCGAUCUGGGAGGCAACACUAGGCACGACUCCCUCCUACUCUCUCCCACCUGGCAAGCUGCACGCGCUGCUGAACUAUCCCACGGCCCGCGUCUUCCUCGCGCGCACCGACGAAAUCGUAGGCUGGGCGCUGACAUACACGAUUCGGGCCGGCACGGCCGUCGACCCGUCGAUGCAGCAUCUGCGCGGCGGCCUCUCCGCGCUGGCCGUGCAUCCCUCACACCAGCGCCGGGGCGUCGGCUCCGCACUCCACUCGGCGGCGGUAGCGUACCUCGAGACGGCGGUGCGCGCGAGCUUCGCGGCGUCGACGCCGCGGCCGACGGAGGGCGCGAUCCAGCUCGGCUCGGCGUUCCCCCGCAUCUUCCCCGGCCUGCCCGAGGGCGCGCCGGCGAUCGACUUCUUCGGCAAGCGGGGCUGGACGCUCGGCGAGCGCGCCACGGACCUGUACGGCGCGCUGCCGAGCUGCGUCGACUUGGGGCAGUUCACGGCGCCGGCGGAGGCGAAGGGCGUGGUCUUCCGCGCCGCGACGGCGGCGGACGCCGACACCGUCAUGCGCAUGCAGCACGCCGAGUUCGGGGGCUACUGCGGGUGGCCGGACCUCUUCGCCACCUUCUUUGAGGCGGGGCGCGCACAAGACAUCCACCUCGCGUUGCGCGGCGGCGAGGUGAUUGGCGCGACGCUCGCGGCCGUCAAAGGCAGUCCGGCGCAUGUGCGCCUCGCAUGGCCCGACACGCUGGGUGAGGCGUGCGGCGUGAUUGCGUGCGUUGGCGUGAGCGCCGCGGCGCGCGGCACAGGUGCCGGCGUCGGGCUGACGGCGGCGGGUAUGGUCGAGCUGACGCGGCGCGGCGCGGACGGCGUGUUCAUCGACUGGGCCAGCAUGCUGGGAUUCUACGAGCGGUUCGGCGUGCAGGCGUGGGCGGCGCCAUAUGUGACUGCGACGCGGAGGGUGACGUAG
Molecule: messenger RNA, 1055 nt
Organism: Cutaneotrichosporon oleaginosum
Lineage: Eukaryota; Fungi; Basidiomycota; Tremellomycetes; Trichosporonales; Trichosporonaceae
Molecular function (GO): acyltransferase activity, transferring groups other than amino-acyl groups
Source: RefSeq, a predicted model, not a curated record